Messenger RNA from Penaeus monodon (black tiger shrimp), 1067 nucleotides. Its product is annotated as chymotrypsin BII-like. NCBI's taxonomy places the organism in Eukaryota, Metazoa, Arthropoda, Malacostraca, Decapoda, Penaeidae. Gene Ontology annotation, biological process: proteolysis. Bases 9 to 893 code for a protein of 294 amino acids. Gene Ontology annotation, molecular function: serine-type endopeptidase activity. The transcript has 8 exons. The record is from RefSeq and is a predicted model, not a curated record.
UAUUAACCAUGAAAGAGAUCGGGUAUAUAAAGGACUUGCAAGCAGAUAGGUCUCAGGUCGCCAGGAUGAUCGGAAAGUUCUCACUUCUCUUCGUCUGCUUCGCCGUCGCCAGCGGAAACCCUGCGGCGGGGAAGCCAUGGCACUGGAAGUCCCCCAAGCCUCUUGUGGAACCACGCGGACCUGCCCCUAUCACACCGCGCAUCGUGGGCGGCACUGAGGCUGUUCCUCACUCGUGGCCCCACCAGGUGGGUCUCUUCAUCGACUUCAUGUACUUCUGCGGCGGUUCCCUCAUCUCUAACGAGUGGGUCCUCACGGCCGCUCACUGCAUGGACGGCGCCUUCUACGUGGAGGUGGUGAUGGGCGCCCACAACAUCCGGUUAAUUGAGCCCGGCCAGGUCACCAUGUCCUCCACCGACUUCUUCACCCACGAGAGCUGGGACGCCACCUCUCUCACGCACGACAUCGCCCUUAUCAAGCUGCCCAGCCCUGUGACAUUCAACGAUUACAUCCAGUCCGUCAGCUUGCCUGCUGGUGAUGUGCCUGUGGGUAAAGUCGUCACGCCCACCGGCUGGGGCCGCUUCUCUGACUCCGCCAGUGGAACGUCCGACGUCCUUCGUCAGGUGGACGUCCCUGUCAUGACCAACGCUGACUGUGACGCCGUAUAUGGCAUCGUCGGCGAUGGCGUCGUCUGCAUCGACAGCACUGGCGGCAAGGGUACCUGCAACGGUGACUCUGGCGGUCCCCUCAACCGCAACGGCAUGACGUACGGCAUCACCUCCUUCGGCUCCUCCGCCGGCUGCGAGAUACUAUACCCCGACGCCUUCACAACUCCGCGUCCCACGUACUACUACCGACUGGACUGGAUCGAACAGAAGACCGGCGUUACGCCCUGAGCGACCUCGCCGUCAGCAGAUAUCUGAAGCAUCGUGUAAAGUGUUGUUAAAAAAGAUGAUAACAAUUAUAAAAAAAGAAACAUUAAUACCAUAUAUUGAAUAACUUCCGGAUGAUAUCUUCAAGCAACCAUUGGCAUGCAGUAUCGCAUCAAAUAAUAAAUAAUUAACAAAAAG